AUGGCGGAGCUGGAGGGUCCCGAAUUCGGCAAAGCCGACUUCGUCCUCCUGGAUGAGGUGACCAUGGAGCAGUUCCUGGAGAACCUGCGCCUGCGGUUCUCGCAGGGCUGCAUCUACACCUACAUCGGGGAGGUGGUGGUGGCGGUGAACCCCUACCGGGCGCUGGCGCUGUACGGCCCCACGGCGGUGGAGCGCUACCGCGGCCGUGAGCUCUACGAGCGCCCGCCCCACCUCUUCGCCCUGGCCGACGCCGCCUACAAGGCCAUGAAGCGCCGCGCCAAGGACACCUGCAUCGUCAUUUCGGGCGAGAGCGGGGCGGGCAAGACGGAGGCCAGCAAGUACAUCAUGCAGUACAUCGCCGCCAUCACCAACCCCACCCAGCGCGCCGAGGUGGAGAGGGUGAAGAACGUGCUGCUGAAGUCCAACUGCGUCCUGGAGGCCUUCGGCAACGCCAAGACCAACCGCAACGACAACUCCAGCCGCUUCGGCAAGUACAUGGACAUCAACUUCGACUUCAAGGGUGACCCCACCGGUGGCCACAUCCACAACUACCUCCUGGAGAAGUCCCGAGUCCUCCAGCAGCAGCCGGGAGAGAGGAACUUCCACGCCUUCUACCAGCUGCUGCUGGGAGCCCCGGCGGCGCUGCUGGCCUCGCUGCACCUCUGCCGCGACCCCGGCACCUACCGCUACACCCAGGAGGGCACCCAGGGCAGCGCCUGCGGGGACGACGCGGCCGGCUACCGGGCGGUGGAGGAGGCGAUGGCCGUGAUCGGCUUCUCCCCGGAGGAGAUGGGCUCCGUGCGCCGGAUCCUGGCCGCCAUCCUGCACCUGGGCAACGUCGGGUUCGUGGCGGAGGGCGAGACGGCGGCGGUGGAGGAUGCGGCGCAGCUCUCGGCACUGGCCGAGCUGACGGCCACAGCACCCGGCAGCCUGCGCCAGGCGCUCCUGACCCGCACCGUGGCGGCGGGCGGCGGGGAGGUGAUUGAGAAGGGCCACAGCCCCAAGGAGGCCGCCUACGCCCGGGACGCCUGCGCCAAGGCCAUCUACGAGCGGCUCUUCUGCUGGAUCGUGGGGCGCAUCAAUGCCAGCAUCGCCGCCCAUGACUACGACGCCCGCCUGCAUGGCAAGAGCACUGUCAUCGGCGUCCUCGACAUCUACGGCUUCGAGAUCUUCGACACCAACAGCUUCGAGCAGUUCUGCAUCAACUACUGCAACGAGAAGCUGCAGCAGCUCUUCAUCGAGCUGAUCCUGCGACAGGAGCAGGCCGAGUACCAGCGGGAGGGCAUCACCUGGCAGAGCAUCGAGUACUUCAGCAACGAGCCCAUCGUGGAGCUGGUGGAGCAGCCGCACCGCGGCAUCCUGGCGCUGCUGGACGAGGCCUGCCUGGCCGCGGGGACCGUCACCGACCCCCUCUUCCUCGCCUCCAUGGACGCCCGCCUCGGCCGCCACCCCCACUACACCAGCCGCAAGCUCUGCCCCACAGACAAGACCAUGGAGUUCGACCGUGACUUCCGCAUCAAGCAUUAUGCUGGAGAUGUCACGUACUCGGUGGAGGGUUUCCUGGACAAAAACAAGGACACGCUCUUCCAGGACUUCAAACGGCUCCUCUACAACAGCACGGACCCUGUGCUGCGUGCCAUGUGGCCCGACGGCGAGCAGAGCAUCACCGAGGUCACCAAGCGCCCGCUGACCACUGGCACGCUCUUCAAGAAUUCCAUCGUGGCCCUGGUGGAGAACCUCGCCUCCAAGGAGCCCUACUACGUGCGCUGCAUCAAACCCAACGACCAGAAGUCACCGACGCUCUUCGACGAGGAGCGCUGUCGGCACCAGGUCUCCUACUUGGGGCUGCUGGAGAACGUCCGGGUGCGCCGCGCCGGCUUCGCCUACCGCCAGCCCUACCACCGCUUCCUCCUGCGGUACAAGAUGACCUGCGAGUACACAUGGCCCAACCACCUGAUGGCCAGUGACCGGGAGGCCACGCAAGCCCUCCUGGAGCAGCACGGCUUCCAGGAUGACGUGGCUUACGGCCACACCAAGGUCUUCAUCCGCACACCCCGCACCCUCUUCUGCCUCGAGCAGGAGCGGGCGCAGCUCAUCCCCAUCAUCGUCCUGCUGCUGCAGAAGGCCUGGCGCGGCGCCCUGGCACGCCGGCGCUGCCGUUACCUACGCGCCGCCUACACCAUCAUGGCUUACUACAAACGGCACAAGGUGAAGGCGUACCUGUGGGAGCUGCUGCACCGCUUCCAGGCCGUCCGCACCCUCCCCGAUUUCGGCAAGAGCGUGGUUUGGCCGGAGCCGCCGGCAGUGCUGGCACGCUUCCAGGAUGCCAGCCAGCGCCUCUUCCGCAGGUGGCGAGCGCGGCAGAUCGUCAAGAACAUCCCCCCCUCGGAGAUGGGGCAGAUCCGGGCCAAGGUGGCCGCCAUGGAGGCGCUGGAGGGGCUGCGGAAGGACUGGGGCUGCCAGCGCAGCUGGGCGCGGGAUUACCUCUCCUCGGUAAGGGCUGACGGUGGCGAGAACCCGGGGCUGGCGCUGCCCUUCGCCCGCCGCCUCCAGACCCUCAAGGACAAGGUGCAUUUUGGCUCCGUCCUCUUCUCCUGCCACGUCCGCAAGAUCAACCGCUUCGGUAAGAGCCGGGACCGGGCCAUCCUCGUGACGGACCAGCACGUCUACAAGCUGGACCCCCGGCAGCAGUACCGGGUGAUGCGGGCGCUGCCCCUCAGCACCGUGACGGGGCUGAGCGUGACGAGCUGCCGGGCGCAGCUGGUGGUCUUCCACACCCAGAGCCAGGAGGACCUGGCCGUGUGCCUGCACAAGACGCAGCCGGUGGGGGAUAACCGGGUGGGCGAGCUGGUGGGCGUCCUCCUGGAGCACUGCCGAGCGACCAAGCGGGAGCUUCAGGUCCGGGUCUCCGACUGCAUCCAGCUGAGCCUACGCGGGCGCCGGCGGCUGCUGACGGUGGAGACGCGGCCGGACGCGGCCACCCCCGAUUUUGGGAAGAGCCGCGAUGGCUUCGUGCUUUACUGGCCCGGGAGAUGA
This is a messenger RNA of Gavia stellata (red-throated loon), 3036 nucleotides long. It is a transcript of the gene MYO1G, whose product is annotated as myosin IG. The record is from RefSeq and is a predicted model, not a curated record. Bases 1 to 3036 code for a protein of 1011 amino acids. The transcript is spliced from 22 exons. Gene Ontology annotation, molecular function: ATP binding; actin filament binding; microfilament motor activity. Gene Ontology annotation, biological process: actin filament organization; vesicle transport along actin filament. NCBI's taxonomy places the organism in Eukaryota, Metazoa, Chordata, Aves, Gaviiformes, Gaviidae. Gene Ontology annotation, cellular component: myosin complex; plasma membrane; cytoplasm.